This is a messenger RNA of Plasmodium fragile, 1695 nucleotides long. RefSeq lists its product as uncharacterized. The record is from RefSeq and is a predicted model, not a curated record. Lineage: Eukaryota; Apicomplexa; Aconoidasida; Haemosporida; Plasmodiidae. Gene Ontology annotation, biological process: regulation of DNA-templated transcription. Bases 1 to 1695 code for a protein of 564 amino acids. Gene Ontology annotation, molecular function: DNA-binding transcription factor activity. The transcript is spliced from 5 exons.
AUGAUAAGAACAUGUAUUAUGCGCAGUCAUCCGAUUGGUAAAGUCACUAAGAGAAACAUCUAUACAAGAAACAACGAGCAGAUAUCACACAGGAACAUUUCCAACUUAGUGUUAUGUAAAGCACAACUACAUCAGCAGUCACCAUUUGGACAUACAUUUCUCAGUCAAAAAAAAUUCUUCGGGGUAAAAAGAGUUGUUCAAAAAAGAAAGUACAUGCUAAAAUUAAUACAGCCACACCAGGAAAAGUUUGACGCGGAAAAAUACAAAACCUUUUUGGAAAAGGAAAACCUACGUGAAAAAAUUGACAUAAACAACAUCAACAUCGACAAUGAAAAGGAAGUUGAAUUAUAUGAAAAUUACUUACUAAAUUAUAAAUAUAACAAAAGAGAGGUUGAAAAGAAUGCACCCCUUCCGUUGUCUCUGUUGUCAUCUUCCUUCAUAAGAAGAACCAUUUACUCUAACAGGGAACACGUUUUAAAGAAUUUAAAAAACAUUAACUGGAAAAAGUAUUGUUGCAAUGUAAAAGGUGUGAGGUGGCAUGCUAGUGGAGCAUGGCGCGUCUACUUCUGUAAAAGAAAUUACCAGCAUAAUUUUUUUGUCAAGUGUGAUUGCUAUUUUCGAGUAAGUAUUUACGGUUUCGAAAAAAGCAAAGAACUCGCAGUUCGGUACAGGAAAAGGUUGGAGUAUGAGUACAUAUUGCUCAUGAAGCGCUGGAAGGAAAUCGAAAUGGAAAAUGCUAAAAAAAGAAAAAUGAUAAAAGAAUUCAAAAAGAAUAACCAGAACUUUGAUCAGGAAGAAUAUAGUGAACAAAAUGACGACGAGGGGUACUACAAAGAAAAUUCAAAACGCCAAGACUUGCGGCUAAACAAUGCAAGACUUUUUUUCAAAAGUAAAAUUCGGUUAAGUGGCGGCAAGCAGCAUCCCAAAUGGGUUGUAAAGGACAAAGAAAAGUAUAACAUAUACACAUAUGAUAAUUCCUAUUAUGGAGAAAACUUCAGAUAUAACAAUUUUAUCUUACAUUUAAGAUCAUACAAGUACUACAUUGACUACAUAGUAGAGAACGUUUACAGAUCUGUUAAGAAUUGUGGAAAAUGUUUCUUUAAUCCUCUGAAAAAUAUUAUAUUAAAACACAACCCAGAUGUUCGUUACCAGUUAGUAGCCCUUAUGGCUUUUUUCGGAACCACGUCAGUCAUAACAUGCUACCACAAUGGCAUCUACCAAAACAUUAUUGAUGUAACAAAUAUGUUAGAGUUAGGAGUAGUAGAUGACAUGAAGGACAACCGGUUUUUCGACACACAGAGCGAAAUGCAGAACAAAAAUAUUGAUGAUUAUAGUAAGGACCAUGAAAGAUUGACCGACUUGUGGGAAAGGGCACUGAAGGACGCGACAAACAAAAACAGCUUUGAUCAACUGUGCAGCUACUUGGCCAUAGAGGAUGGUGAGCCCAUAGUAAACUUUAAGCCCAAGCAUAUCUGGAGAUAUAACAUGAUUCCCUAUGGCGAAAAUAACCCAGACACGAAGACGUUUGAAAUCCCGGCACACGAGAAGCCCUUUAGAUCCUUUGCAUUAAACUUUACAUAUAAUAAUCUGUCAGGAAAUUGGGGAGAUUACAUUGACAGAAGAGACAACAAGGGAUCUUUGCUAAGACCUUCAAGGUACAUGUUCACGGAUGUAAUAAUACCCGCGACAAAAUAA